UAUAGGAGAAAGCAACGUCAUUCCCCUCGUAUUGUAGAAAAGUUAUCGUUCUUUUGAGUUUUCGUCAAGAUUUUGCAGUUUUUGUUCAUGUUUACGUCUCAAGCGCGAAAAAUAAAACAGAUUAGAAGACAAGUGAUUUGCAGUGGAUGAUACAAGCAGUAUGUCAACCUGGUAGAUGCAGCACAUGGGUGCGGUUGUUUGACAUACUGGGUCUAUUUUACUAGUCGAUCUCAACACAAUUCCUCAGCGAUGUGUACUGUUUAUGAUGUCUUCAAGCAGGUCCAUAGGAGGCCGUCAGACUUCAAAUCAAGGGACUCCUUCCCGUCUUUGGACCUUGCUGACUGGGAUAGAGUUCGUGAGAGCAUCAGCCGUAAGUCAUGCAUGCCAUAUAAUGGUUUGGAAUGGCUUAAUGAUAAUAAAUACGACAAUGACGACGACGACGACGACGGAGAUGGUGGAGCGGCUGAGUCGGAUUACUCGUCAGAUGAUCCAGAAGAUGACCCAGUCGAGAGGGUUAGGCUAGAGAAUGCUGCCUCCGUGCCGAACUACAGCAGGUCCGCUAAGACCAGAACACAAUCUGCCUUCUCUUGGAUACCAAGUAAAGCCCUUGAUAAACAAACCUUUGAAAUACGACGAGCCAUAGCCCGCCAGUCUAUUUCCAGAGGAAUCACCUUCGACUUGCCAGCUAGCCAGACCAAACUUUCCAUCAAUUCCGAAUUCCAGCCGGAACUCUACGGGUUAUUCACCAAGAAGUUUAGACACGAACACGACCUUUGGAGGGAGCGCCGUGGUGGUACGUCCCCGCGAUAUCUAAGCCAACCACCCAAGCUGAAACCUCCUCCACCUCCGAAAAGAUUCAUCCCAGAGAUCACUACCCACUCUCCUCGAGAACUGUUCAUGGUCGAUAGGAAUCCUAAGAUUGACGAGCAACCCACGUUUCGGUCAUCUGACCUGCAUAGCGGUAACGUGACCUUACCAACUGACGGAAUGCCGACGGUUCGUAUGCGACGGAAGUCUUUGACGGGAGGCAAGACGUCACUAGAUCUGCAGGAGGACACCGUGAAUCUAUGGCGAAACAAUACCGUGCUGAAAGCAAAGGAUGCCUUCAAGAAGUCCAUUCUGAAAUGGAAGGCAGGAGCAAAGAAAGAGGAGGAGGACUAUCUGGAGGAAAGCAAACGAGCUGAGGUGUUAGCUUGGCUAGACAAGAUGAAACUUAAUUGAACAGCUUGUGAUCACUACGUUCCUAUUUUAUCAGCCGAAUAAUGAAUGGAUAAAAAACAUUUAAAUCCUUUUUGCAUUAUGGGGGUACAUAUAUAUGUAUAUAUAAUAUAAAGGUUCAUAAAAUCAAUUUAUGAAAAGACUUGUAUUGUAUGGUGAAUAUUGUAAUAAUUUGCCCCAGAAAUAAAUGAUCCAUUAAAUAAAAGACAGAUGACGCAGGUAAUGAAGGGGGUGGGGUGGCAGCAGAGGCGUCGAUCCUGGGGGGGGGGAGCAGGGGGCGAUCGCCCAACCAAUGAAAAUAUGGGGGGGGGCAAACAUAUCAUUAUGCCCACCCCCCCAAUAAUUCCGGAUAUACCAACAACAAAAAACAAGAUUAUAAAGUUCAGCAAGCGAUAUUGAGAUAUACAACUCGUUCUUUAUUUAAAGUCGUGCUUUUCAGAUUGGAAUAUAAAUAUUUUCAGCUCGCGC
Molecule: messenger RNA, 1686 nt
Organism: Lytechinus variegatus (green sea urchin)
Lineage: Eukaryota; Metazoa; Echinodermata; Echinoidea; Temnopleuroida; Toxopneustidae
Exons: 2
Coding region: 250-1221 (323 amino acids)
Source: RefSeq, a predicted model, not a curated record